AUGGUCGACAGCUCUAGCUCGCAUCUACUUCCCUCGACGCCUAAGAUGCGUCUGACAACCAUGUUCGGCACCUCUGCCCUCCUCCUUGCCCUCACUCACCUUGGGUUCGUCUCUGCUCAAACCUUCCAACGUCUCGGCACCUGCCCCUCCCUAGGAUGUGUCUUUCCACCUGACCAGACCGACUUCUUGGCUGGGCAACUGUUCGACAUUCGUCUCGAAAUCCAUGCACCAGUGAACGGCAGUGAGGCGUCCAAUGGAGGAGUUCCGGACGAGAAUUUCACUUUUUGCAUUCAAAGUGGCAAGGGUGCCUGUCAGGAUGUAACAAAGUAUUUCACAGUCCAGGACUCUCCCAUCGAAAAAUGGUCUUUCUCCUAUUACGAGGACCUGUUCGCGAAGGAUGCGGGAACACCCAUUGUGGUUAACGUUGCGUCCAAAGCGUAUCGUGCUCUCUCGUUGAGCAAGCCUGGAGCUUAUACAGCCAAGUUGGUUUAUAAUGGUGGUUUCCAGACAGUCGCUAACUGGGUUGUACGUGAACCUGCCACCCGACGCAAGGCGAAGAAUGUUCUGUUUUUCAUCGGAGAUGGAAUGACUCAGCCCAUGAUUACUGCCGCUCGCCUGAUCGCUCACAAGUCUAUCAAUGGAAAAUACCAAAGUUUGAUGCAGAUGGACCAAAUGGAGGCCCUUGGACAUCAAAUGACACACUCCAUUGACUCCUUCAUCACCGACUCGGCAAACUCAGCCACUGCUCUCUACACGGGCAAGAAAUCCUCGGUCAACACUUUGAACGUCUGGGCUGAUAGCUCUGCGAACUCUCUGGAUGACCCCAAGGUCGAGACAAUCGCUGAGCUCUUCCGCAGGCGCAUCGGUGGUGCUUUGGGGAUUGUUUCUACUGCAUACAUUGCCGAUGCUACACCAGCUGCUCUCUGCGCUCACACUCGUGAUCGUGGCCAAUAUGUAACCGUCGUCACCGAAUAUCUCACCAGCGCUGAAGCCGUCAACUCUACGUUUGCUUGGCCUACGAGCUGCAAGGAGCCUGAUGUUAUCUUCGGAGGCGGUGCAGAGCAAUUCUUCCCAGGCAGGGGCUCACCCAAUGGGUCCGACUACUAUCAGGCAUUCCGGGACAAGGGAUACAACGUCGUGUUGAGCAAUACUGAGCUCCAAGCCGCGAGCUCCAAGGCGAAAACGCUUGGAAUUUUCUCCGUUGGAAACUUGGCGAAGUGGAUUGAUCGUAACGUUUUGAAGGAGAACCUCAAGGGCCAAAGGAACAGCCCCACUGGCGACGGCACCGAUGCUCUUGACCAACCUGGAUUGAAGGAUAUGACUUUGAAGGCCAUCGACAUCCUCCAGGCCAGGACGAAGAGGAACGAAGGGUGGUUCAUGAUGUACGCCACCGCUUGUCUGAAGCUGCCAGUAUCGACAAGGCAUGUUCCCGUCUCGCUAUAG
Cyclocybe aegerita is the source of this 1443-nucleotide messenger RNA. The record is from the annotation of a GenBank genome assembly. NCBI's taxonomy places the organism in Eukaryota, Fungi, Basidiomycota, Agaricomycetes, Agaricales, Hemipholiotaceae.